UCUCCCACUUCGCACCCCUCGUUCCCCCCUCCUCUUCCUCUGUCUUCUUUGUCCCCAUAACAACUUGUCACUUCCUCACCUAGCUAGCUGUCAAUGACCCUGUACAGCUCGCACAAGGAUACUGAUGCCGAUGCUGCCUCAGCAAGCACCGUGCGGGAACUCGACCACACCGUGCCCUCCAUAGAGGAUCUCCAUAUCGAUCCCACCGCAACAAGCGUAGCCCUGCCUGACGUGGACCUUGACCUGCACAAGAAGGACUCGACCACACGCUCUACCAUCCGUUCCACUCCCUCCUCCAUCCGCUCCACACCCUCCUCAGACCCAGUAGCAUCAGUACAACCUGCUCAUACUUCAGCCCAUCGGGGUUUCUGGAAGCAAAGGCUGAUGGUCCGCCCCACAUUCAAGGGCGACCCACGCAUCGAGCUCUCGCGCUUCAGGAAAGCUGUUAUCCUCGCCACCAUCUCUCAGGCUGGGUGUCUGGGAGGAUUUUCAAGCACCAUCUAUUUCCCAUCCCUCGUACAGAUCACUGAGGAUCUCAAGGCGUCCCAGACAGCCAUCAAUGCUUCCGUUUCGCUCUUCAUUCUGUUCAUGGGCAUCAGUCCCCUUGUCUGCUCCACCCUCUCUGACCACUUCAAAAUCAGACGUAUCCUCUACAUCUCCUUCACUAUCGUUUUUGCGCUCGCCUCAAUCGGCGGCGGCUUUGCGAAUUCUGCCGUUGGCCUCAUCCUUGCCCGUAUUUUCCAGGCCGUUGGAUCAGGCGGUGCCUCCAUUCUUGGUGCCGGCACCGUUGCAGAUAUCUAUCCGCCCGAAGAACAAGGCACGUCGAUGGGCCUCAUGUUCCUAGGCCAGUUCCUCGGUCCUGUUCUCGGACCCCCGAUCGGCGGACUCCUUGCUGAUGCAUUCGGUUGGCAAUCCACUUUCUUCUUCAUGGCCAUCGUCAGCGCUAUAACCAUUGUCCAGCUCUUUUUCCUCUUGCCAGAGACAUAUCGACAAGAGCCCAAGGAUACCCUUAGCAUGAUCGAGGAAAAAGGAACCGCUGUCCAUGGCGACGAACAGACCGCUCGACCGAAGGCGAGAUUUAAUCCGUUCCAGGCUCUCCUCUUGCUGAAGUACCCCGUUGUCCUUUUGGGAUCCAUCGAAACUGGCAUCAUCUUUGCACUCAUGUUUUCAAUCGAGACCAUUGUACCUGUUCUUUUCACAAACCACUACGGCUUAAAUGAGACGAAAGUCGGUUUGACCUACCUAGGAGCUGGAGGCGGAAGCAUCUUUGGCGCAAUCAUCGGGGGAAAGCUGUCGGAUUUGUCCUUGAUGCGCGCCAAAGAGAAGAACGGUGGCGAGCUCAUCCUUGAAGACCGCCUGUCACUCAACAUGUGGAUUGCUGGGUUUGCGGUCGUUCCACUAGGCUCCCUCUUGUUUGGAUGGGGUGCCGAGAAGCAUCUGAGCAUUGCGGCACCAAUCAUCGGCUUUGCCAUUUACAACUUUGGUAUGGCGCAGGUUCUUGCCGCAGGCGCUGCCUACCUUGUCAACUGCAUCCCUGGCCAGGGUUCGUCAGCCACCGCGGCAGCCAAUUUUUUGCGUAUGGUCAUGGCCUGCAUUUUUUCUCUGAUUGCACAGAUCAUCGUAGAUCAUAUCGGCUAUGGCUAUUACGGCGUGAUCUUGGCUGCCCUCAACAUCGUCUGCAUGGCUCUCUUUUAUCUGGUCCGCCUUAGAGGUGCCAGCAUGCGUGCUUCGGCUACCAGAAAAGAAGAGGCAUUUCACUAGGCAUACAAAGCAUAAAUUACGGCAUAUGCAUCAAUUUGCAACUGCUGUAAGCAUCUUAAUCAAUAUAGACUAUCCCCAUAAUAAAACAGGCU
This is a messenger RNA of Gamsiella multidivaricata, 1853 nucleotides long. Its product is annotated as major facilitator superfamily domain-containing protein. The record is from RefSeq and is a predicted model, not a curated record. NCBI's taxonomy places the organism in Eukaryota, Fungi, Mortierellomycota, Mortierellomycetes, Mortierellales, Mortierellaceae. Gene Ontology annotation, molecular function: transmembrane transporter activity. The transcript has 4 exons. Bases 94 to 1761 code for a protein of 555 amino acids. Gene Ontology annotation, biological process: transmembrane transport.